Chrysoperla carnea is the source of this 2109-nucleotide messenger RNA. RefSeq names its product nuclear receptor subfamily 2 group C member 1-A-like. The transcript is spliced from 7 exons. Gene Ontology annotation, biological process: anatomical structure development; cell differentiation; regulation of transcription by RNA polymerase II. The coding region runs from base 142 to 1578 and encodes 478 amino acids. The record is from RefSeq and is a predicted model, not a curated record. NCBI's taxonomy places the organism in Eukaryota, Metazoa, Arthropoda, Insecta, Neuroptera, Chrysopidae. Gene Ontology annotation, molecular function: nuclear receptor activity; RNA polymerase II cis-regulatory region sequence-specific DNA binding; zinc ion binding.
UUUUAUUUAUUUUAAAAUAUGAAAAACUUAAUUAAAAAUAUGAUUUUAAGAAAAUGUUAACGAUUUAUGUUUUGUGAUACUCAAUUAGUUUGUAUUUAUUUUAAAAAAAAUUUUAAGUGUUAAAACGUCAGGUUUAUAAUUAUGAAUACACCAAUAAAGGUGGAAAUGUUAAAUGAAAAAUCCCGUAGCUCAGGGAAUACACAUUCAUUAAUUGUUGUUGAAUUAUGUGUGGUUUGUGGUGACAGAGCAAGUGGACGACAUUAUGGGGCAAUCAGUUGUGAAGGUUGUAAGGGUUUUUUUAAACGAUCUAUUCGAAAACAAUUAGGAUACCAAUGUCGUGGAUCGAAAAAUUGUGAAGUGACUAAACACCAUCGUAAUAGAUGUCAAUAUUGUCGUUUGCAAAAAUGUUUAGCCUGUGGAAUGCGUAGUGAUUCUGUUCAACAUGAACGAAAACCUAUGCCCGAUAAAAGAGAAUAUCAGAGUAAUAAGAACGCACUGUCAAUGCCAUUUUCACAAAAUUCAUUAAACAAAAUAUUCAUUAGAAAAGAUUUAGGAUUGGAAAAUGUUCCCAGUGUUAUGUUUUCAGCGUUCAAUUUGAAUGCAUUAGGUACCAUACCUCGUGAUAUGCCUUAUAAUGUAUCUCCAAGUCGCGUUGCUGUGGAAGAUGAUGCAUCGAUGGAUAGCGAAGUUCAAUGGGAAACUGCUGAUACAAUAACUCGAAAGAAUAUAAUAUCAAAAGCGUUAGAAUCAAUGGCCCGUGUUCAGGGAUAUACAAACAAUAAUUUACCGCAAGUGCCUUCUGAAAUUGAAUCAAAUAUUGAUGGACCAAUAUUUACCGAUCAACAUGUAUCAUUUAAUUUACAAACACCUGCCCCAAUGCCUGCUUACUUAAAUGCCCAUUAUAUAUGUGAGAGUGGUUCUCGUCUAUUGUUCCUUUCUAUACAUUGGGCAAAAAAUCUUCCUGCAUUAAAAACAUUAAACUCGGAUACACAAAUCACAUUAUUACGAAAUUGUUGGACGGAAUUAUUUGUAUUGGGUUUAUCACAAUGUGCUUCGAUAUUAUCAUUAUCAUCAAUAUUAUCAUCGCUAAUGACACAAUUACAUUCAACGGUAUCGCAAGAUAAAGUAAAAAUAAAACAAGUGACUGAUCACAUAUGUAAGAUACAAGAUUAUGUACAAUCGAUGAACACGUUAGAAGUUGAUGAUCAUGAAUAUGCAUAUUUAAAAUCAUUAGCCUUAUUUCAAACAGAAUUAUCGGAUUCAACACAACGAUGCUUUUUGGAGAAAUUACAAGAUAAAUCAUUUCGUGGUUUACGCAGUUAUGUACAAACAAAAUCACCUGACAAUAUUGAUAAAUUUCCUAGAUUGCUAUUACGAUUACCGCCUUUGCGUGCCUUUGAUGCAACUGUACUGGAAGAAUUAUUUUUUGUUGGAUUAAUUGGAAAUGUAGAAAUUAAUAGUGUAAUACCUUAUAUAUACGCAAUGAAUGUGAUGGCAUCAUCGUAUGCAGCUGGUUGUUCAAUAAAAAUGGAACAAACUGGACAAAGUGAAGAUGAAUUUAUAUAUAGUAAAAAAUAAUUUUAUAAAAUAAAAUAGGGAUGGAUGCAUAUUGUAUAGGUUAAUAAAACAGGAAAAGUAUAAUAAAAAUGUAAAUUAUAAUUAUUAUUAUUGAGCGCGUUCAAAAUAACUUGACCAUGCUAGUUAAGAAACUCAGCGAAUCGGUGGAGUAUCUAAUCAAAAUGGCAUCGAAUUUACCCUUAAGCUAUGUAAUAAAGUAAUAUUCAUUAAUACACUUACCGAAAAAAAAUCACAGUUUUUGAGAAAUCACAUCUUCAAAUUUUAAAUAUCUGUAUCUCAGAGAAAAAUAUUCGAAUCGGGAUGAUCUACAGCCUAUUUGAAAGCUUGUACUUUCAUUCCCUACCACUUUGUGUCGACGGUUGGAAGAAUAAGAAAUUUCAUCCCAUAAAUUUCCAUGCUGAGUGUCUGAGCUAGGUAAAAUAGACUUGAGUUAGUUUGAACGCGUUGAUUAUAUAUUUUUAAUUUUAAAAGAGAAGUGGUCGGAAAGUUAUUUGUUAUGAAUGUUAAAAAUUAUUGAAAUUUCUACAUUUU